UCUUUCUCCUGACGUCCUUCCUUCUCUCUCCCCGAGUGUCACACGCUUUUAGAGAUGUAGACCUCUGAAAAAAGAACAACAAUACUAACUAAACGUUUCGUGUUGUAUGGUUAUGGUGCGGGCAGCGGGGGCGGCUCUUCCGACGAUGCCGGUUACGGAGAUGUGUUUCUGAACCGGGGGGCUGUUGGUGUUUGUUUGUUUGUUUAAUUUACCCCGAGAAUCCGAGUCCGGCUUCAGCGCAAGGAGCGUAAUAUCUCUGCCAGUCCGUCAUGUAGUUCACAUGUUUUCGUGUUUUCUCUCCCAAAUUAUUUCGCUCGUUCUUUUGUUCGUUCAUUCAGAAGUCGACCGUACUGCUUUCGAGAUGGCGCGGUAUUUUUUUUUUUUUUUUUUUUUUUUUUUAGCAGUUUCGGGAAAUAACGAGGCUUAAAGAGACUGUUUAUCACCGCUAUUCUUACGUAGCACAGCUGUAAUUUUUACUGUCGUCGUUUUUAUUAUUAUGCCGUUUUUUAAUGAAGAGCCACGGAGCAGCGCGCACUGGAUAGGCAGGAAAUUUCCAUGAGUGUGAUUGUCCUCCUAUCCAAAGCCAUCUUUGGUUGACAUGAUAUUAUGAGGAACUCGGUUUGACGUUUUUAUGCUUUUUUUUUUUUUUAUUAAGAAAAUGACACUGAGUGUUACCUGCACGGUGUACUUCGGCGAAACAUGGGCGGGUGUUAGUGCGUAAAAAUCCACAAUUCGGUGUGUGUGUGUAUGUAUGUACGUACGUACGUAUGUGUGUGUGAAUGAGUGUGCGAGCGUGUGCGUGUGCGCUUGUAUGUGUUUUUCCCGUGUUUCUAAGCCGCUGAAGAUCAAGAUGCGGCUCCUCUAGGCUCCGAGCGCCUCCAGUUCCGGGCCGCAGCGAGCGGGGGUCCGUCCGCCGGCGGCGCCGCCACACACUCCCGGCCCAUGUCGACUGUUACCGCCAGCGCUACACACUCACACUCGUGUAAAUACACACAUGCGCACACAUUACGUGUAGGUCGCCUAUAGAGCAGGGAAACUCAGGGAAAAAGAAAUUGAACAUGUCUUCUCGAUCGGCGCUCCCUUCUGGAAACGAGCGGAAUUCUGACCACCAUGCCUCCCUCACGGGCAGCCGCUCGGAAAAGGGCUCCGGAUGGUCGAGCCGCUCGAUGGGGGCACGUUGCCGAAACUCCAUCGCCUCCUGUACGGACGAGCAGCCGCACAUCGGCAACUACCGGCUGCUCAAGACCAUCGGCAAGGGCAACUUUGCCAAGGUGAAGCUGGCGCGCCACAUCUUGACAGGACGGGAGGUUGCAAUAAAAAUAAUUGACAAAACGCAGUUGAAUCCAACCAGCCUACAAAAGCUCUUUCGAGAGGUACGGAUAAUGAAAGGCCUGAAGCACCCAAACAUAGUGCAGCUCUUUGAGGUCAUAGAGACAGAAAAAACCCUGUACCUGAUCAUGGAGUACGCCAGUGGGGGUGAAGUGUUUGACUAUCUUGUGUCACAUGGGAGAAUGAAGGAAAAAGAAGCACGAGCCAAAUUCCGGCAGAUUGUGUCUGCCGUUCACUACUGUCACCAGAAGAACAUUGUUCACAGAGACCUCAAGGCAGAGAAUCUCCUGCUGGAUGCUGACUCCAACAUCAAGAUCGCCGAUUUCGGCUUCAGCAAUGAGUUCACGCUGGGCAGCAAGCUGGACACGUUCUGUGGCAGCCCCCCCUACGCCGCCCCCGAGCUCUUCCAAGGCAAGAAGUACGAUGGGCCCGAGGUGGACAUCUGGAGUCUGGGGGUCAUCCUCUACACGCUGGUCAGCGGCUCGCUCCCCUUCGAUGGGCAGAACCUAAAGGAGCUCCGGGAACGGGUGUUGAGGGGAAAGUACCGUGUGCCCUUCUACAUGUCCACUGACUGCGAGGGCAUCCUACGCAGGUUCCUGGUGCUCAACCCUUCCAAACGCUGCACCCUGGAGCAAAUCAUGAAAGACAAGUGGAUGAAUGUCGGAUAUGAAGGUGAUGAGUUGAAGCCACACGUGGAACCUGUGGAAGACUACAAUGACGCCAGCCGUAUAGAGGUGAUGGUGGGAAUGGGCUACUCCCGUGAGGAGAUCAGGGACGCCUUGGUGAAUCAGAAGUACAACGAUGUUACUGCCACUUACCUGCUGCUGGGCCGCAAGAAUGAGGCGGAGAGCAGUGAGUCCCGGUCAGGCAGCAGUCUCUCGCUGGCACGGGUCAGACCCAGCACCAUCACCAAUGGCACCAGCAAGCACUCCUCCUCGACCAGUUCCUCAUCUACCUCCGCUUCUUCGCACAGCAAGACACAACGCAGCGCCUCCACCUACCACAGGCAGCGGCGGCACAGCGACUUCUGCGGGCCUUCUCUCCCGGUGGCACACCCCAAGCGCAGCCCCACCAGCACAGGAGAGGGUGAGCUCAAGGAGGAGAGGCUACCUUCUCGUAAGGCUAGCUGCAGCAUGGUGGGUAGCCGCAGCAUCCCUCCAUCCAGCCCCAUGGUGAGCAGCGCAAACAAUCCCAACAAGUCGGAGAUCCCGGACCGUCGCAAAGAGAUCAACGCCACCACGAACAACAUCCCUGCUAGCGCAAUGACCCGCCGCAACACGUACGUGUGCACGGACCGCUCCAGCACCGACAGACAUUCACUACUGCAGAACGGCAAGGAGAACAGUUCGCUGUCCCAUCGUCUGCCCCCAGCCUCACCCUCCACCCACAGCAUCGCGGGUGCCGGCGCAUCCGGGUCCUCCUCGGGGGAGCGCUCCCGCCUCACCCGCGGCUCCACCAUCCGCAGCACCUUCCACGGAGGCCAGCUGAGGGACCGGCGCCCGCCCCCCCACGCCGCCCCUCCCACCUCGCCCACCCUGUCCCACGACGCAAGUCCCCUGCCCCACGUGCGCAGCCGUGCCACCUCCAACCUCUUUAGUAAACUCACCUCCAAGCUGACGCGCAGGGUCAAUCUUGACCCUUCUAAGCGCCAGAGCUCAAACAAGUCUGUCUCGGGCUGUACUCUUCCACAGGGAUCAAAAACAGUUAGGUCACAGACGAACCUGAGGGAGUCUGCAGAUCUCCGGUCACAAGGUAAGACGUUUGCAGCCCAUGCACACUGUCAGGGUAAAAAUACCAGUCGCCAUCUACCUGGGCAUCAAAAAGCGUCAGAGCCCCGGACCCCCCGAUGCGGCUGGGAUGUGAGGGUGCGCAGCCCUCGAGACCCGGCGGAGGUGGUCCUGGCGCUGCGGGAAGCGGCCCAGGGCUGCGGCUGCCAGGUCCACGUGGCCGGCCCCUUCCUGCUGUCCUGCACCCACGGGGCGGCCGGAUCGCGCGUGGCCUUCGAGGCUGAGGUGUGCCAGCUGCCCACUGGGGUGUCGGAGACCAGCGGCGUGCGCUUCAAGCGCCUCUGGGGGGCACCGCUCGCCUUCCGGGACAUUGCCACGAAAGUCUCCAAAGAACUGGAGCUCUGAGGAUGACAGGGGGUCGGGGAUGGGGGCCAAGGACAGAUGGACAUACUGGGACAAGCAUGGAUGUUGAGGCAGACGCCUCUGCCUCGACUACCGCUGCUGGCACCAGCCCCGCACCCGCCCCCGCUUCAACACCACAUGGACAUAUAGACAGCUUGCUUCCCGCCAGCCCCCACCCUGCUGAAAGACGUCACUGUCCCCGGACAAAACGACUCCUCUUCUCCCAUUUUCAUUCCCGCUGAGAAUCUGUCGUCUUAAUGAUUACGUUUGUUACCAUUCCUUAAUAACAGCUGCUAUUUAAAAUGUUUCUCAAUUGUUUUGUUGCCAUGGGACAUUUUUAGUUUUCGAGAUCUGUGCGAUUUGUAGCGAAUGCUUUUGAAAGGGUAGUGUUGAUCCGAGCAUUGCUGUUCUGAACUCCGACCACCUGGUGGAGCCGCACAGAAACGCACAGAUUGAUGGCAGCAGCAAGACAGUUGCCUUUUUUCUUUUUUUUUAAAAUAUUUCCCCAUUCUCUGUCACUUUUUAGGUCUCAUUUGCUGUGUUAUUUUGCCACGUACGGCAGGAGCAAAGCUGUCUGACGUCACAGUGUACAAACCAGAUGAUGUGAUGGCUGCUUUUCUGAGCCGCUGCACUUUGUUUUUUUUUUUCCUACAUAUUAGCAGUACAUACUAACUAAAACCAUACUACUUUUAUUAAUAUAGGAGCACUUUGGUCUGAAAGUAAACUCCCCCUUUGAGAAUUGUCGCCCUUCCCCUGCCACACCAAUCCUCUGAACCAAACGUCUUGCCUUUUGUUUACAGUUUACAUAAUUAUAGAGGCUUAAUCAUCAGGUACCACUUUUUUCUUUGGUUGCAGUUUGUUUCCCAUUGUUAAAUUUCAGCAAGGAGAAUAUAGGCCAUUUUCGCUGGUCCUUACUCAGAAAAGUGGUCGGGACUUAAUUGAUGCCAAGGUAUUUGACUUUCCCCCGUUCCUCUGUUAUUCAUUGGAAUAGGAUUUGGUUUGGCCUGCAUCUUUGAACUGGCCCUGGUCUCUGCCCAGGAACUCCAAAAGGUGUUAGUUAAAUGUAGCUAAAAGUAAGUCUGGCAUCUGCUUCGUAGAUAAAUGUGAAAGACGGCUUCAGAGGUACCAGCUUGUUUCACAAUACUCGCGUCGUAUACAUUUUGGGGUAGCUAACUAGGUCCUGGACUGGUGCUAAGCGUUGUCUGCCAAAUGAUAAAUGUUGUGGUAGCAUGCUCCGAUUUUCACUCGAUCGCUCACUCCUUGUAGCUCAGCUAGGAAGCAACCCUCCCACUUCAGUCCGGUGAUCACCAGUUCAGACCUUGACCGUGCCUCAAGUUGGCGAUAGUGUAGGGGAAUGAUUUCUAACAAACCUGGCUCUGGCAAUCCUUAGCUCCUCCAACAGCCUUCCUUUCUCUUGCAUGCCAGGGUGCGGGAUUCUCUGUUGACGUUGCCAUUUGGCCGAGGUGCUGCGCAAAGACUCUGACCCUGAGUCAGGAGGGUGUCCCAGGUACUGGCCUGCAGAGAUUGAUGCGCUAAUUGUCGAUGCGGUACGGUUUCGCUCACGUGUCGGUGCCGGUCCUUCCCGCUGCACCACUAUCCUGCAGCUCCCUUUUUAGGAGGAACAUGAUCUGGAUGCCUAAUGGACAAGGGAAAAGGGGCAAAAAUGAUUACUUGAGAUCUGAUGACCAUUUGUGUUUUUAUUUUCUACCUGUACCCCCUCCACCUUCCGGCACAAACAUAACACAAAGACAAGAAUACUCCACACAACAUACAUGCAAACGCAACACGUUAAAAAUCCAAAUUCAGUGCUAUUGAAUUCCAUUACUUGACACUUUAUACGUACAUUAUGAUGAAUUCUAUUAAGGAAAGUAUUGCACACUGGAGUAUGUAUAAAUUUGACUUGUGGUUGAUGCAAGACACUAAGUAUCUCUUACCUCGGCUGCAAACGGGCAUGUCAGAUGCAAGCCUCUGAAAGAGUUGACGACGUCUGAAAUGUGAAAGCUGUAAUUUUUGGUCACUCCCUUAGGUAGAAAACUUUUUCUAUAAAACUUGAGGGCCUCUCUUCAUCAACUGGUUUCCUAUAAAUUGUUAGAGCUUAGGGCUGUUUAGAGCAUAGACAAUAGUAAUAGGUUUUAAACAGUUAAUGAUAAAGGGGGUGCCUAGUAAGUACUUUUGACUUGCAGUUCUGCAUGUCUCCAGGAAAAGUGAUCAAAAAUAAAAUUUCUUCCUUCACAUCCUUGGACAGUUGCUUCUUCGCUGUUAUUGAUGUGUACCAAGUCACAUCAUUUCAGUCCUUGUUGUUUUAGUCAAUAUGAUGCAGGUAUUAAAAGUUAUCAAAAGCCAUUAGCAAUCUUAAUAUUCCAGGGGUGACUCUUCAGUCCAAUAUAAAUAGAAGGUGUCCGUGAAAUAUCUUGGGCCUCCUUUUCGGAGGGCAUUGGGGUGGAAAUAAAAUAUCUGAGUACUAUCGUCCUUAAAUAUUUUCCAGUUCUGGGGAAUAUCUAGAAGGCAUUCGGUUAUUCAGAAGGUGAUGAGAAAUAAUAAAAACACAAAAAUUGUUGUCAGAUUUUGGUCUUCUGUUUUUCAAGUGCCACAUGCAUAAUCAUCUAUGUAUUCUAUACAGUAGGGUGAAGCGGACAAGAUAUAACUCUUUGCAGCAGAAGCACAUUUCUGCGCUGUCAAGUUCUUGGCUCUAGUUGGUGUUCAUUGCUGUCACAGGGAUGUCUUUCCUGGCAUUCUCUGCGAGAAGUUGUCUGCCUGACUCUUGUCACGUAAAACAGACAGCCAGCAAACAUAUAUAGUUAUAAUUGGUCAGGUGGCUACUGUCAAUUUUAGAAUUCAUUGCUGUACAAAAGCACUCGGUAUCGAAUGGGUCAGAAAGUUCUCCCUUGCAAAAGAUACUGAUAUCCACUUAGACCUGUGUUGAAGUUCACAUACAAGAAGUCUUAGCUGUUUUUACCGUACUUGUGUAUGACGCAUUUUAACCGUAGGUAGAGCUUGUUUGCUCUCAAAGCCAUUGUUUCUUAAGCAGUACUUUUUCUUGGUGCUAAAUUGGGCACUUUUUCUAAUCCUCUAGUAGAAUCCAAACUGGACCACGAUGGGCUGCACCCUACCCAGCACGGCACAACACAUUCAGACAUUCACACCACAGAAACAUGGUCCCUCCUCUCCUUGUUAAACCCAGCAGAGUGCUUGUAUUUGUAUAAUUGUGUUGAAAACCUAAAUGAGAAAUUAUUGAACAAUUAUUUUUUUCUUUUUAAUUUUUAAAUUAUUUUUUCUGGUACUCUGCAGUACCUUUAGAUGUAAAGAACAGAUGGGAACUACAGAAAAAAAUGUUGAGAAAUAAAAACUCGUAUUAGAGCUUCUUUUUGGUUUUGUAAAUUUAAUUACAUUUUCAGUUUAUGAUCUUUACAUAUGUUAUCGUUGCUAACUUCAAAUGCUGUUGAACCAUAGUUUGGUGGUGAACAUUGUGAUAAAUAAUGAGGUAUAACAAUUAUAAGACAAACUAGUGAAAUCAAGGGGAUGACAGGACACCUUUGGAUUUUGAUUGUUUCAUUGGGGCUGAAUUUAUUGAAUGAAACACUUUUUUACAAUGAAAAAUAAUUUAGGUGAAUACACAAUGCCAGGGGAAUUUGACAAUGUGAAGGUUUGAUCCCAGGAUGUUACAGUUACAGGGAACAGAUCAGAGUAAUGGAAGAGAAAGAAGACAAAUGAAAGGAUGGAGAGAAAGGCCAAUGGAAGAAAGAACUGGGCAGAGUCAAGGGUGUCUGGAAAAGUCAAGACAACACAACAUGAUUGUCAACACUAUAAAAAAAAAAAAA
Messenger RNA from Scleropages formosus (Asian bonytongue), 7276 nucleotides. RefSeq names its product MAP/microtubule affinity-regulating kinase 4b (gene mark4b). Gene Ontology annotation, biological process: microtubule cytoskeleton organization; protein phosphorylation; intracellular signal transduction. Lineage: Eukaryota; Metazoa; Chordata; Actinopteri; Osteoglossiformes; Osteoglossidae. Gene Ontology annotation, cellular component: cytoplasm. Gene Ontology annotation, molecular function: ATP binding; tau-protein kinase activity. The transcript has 19 exons. The record is from RefSeq and is a predicted model, not a curated record. Bases 1059 to 3461 code for a protein of 800 amino acids.